Molecule: messenger RNA, 1145 nt
Organism: Condylostylus longicornis
Lineage: Eukaryota; Metazoa; Arthropoda; Insecta; Diptera; Dolichopodidae
Gene: Hap40
Exons: 2
Coding region: 110-1009 (299 amino acids)
Biological process (GO): vesicle cytoskeletal trafficking
Cellular component (GO): early endosome
Source: RefSeq, a predicted model, not a curated record
UUGUCAAACAAAGGAGAACGAAAAUCAAAAUAAAUAAUUAAAUCACAAAAAAGUGUACAUAAGUGGAUACUAAAAUAAUAUUGAUUAUAAAUUUAUAUAUUAAAUAAAAAUGGAAAGAAAUCAUAUUCAGAAUCUAAUACAAGAAUAUUUGACAACAUCAAAUAAAGUAAAAAAAUUUGAUAGAGUAAUAUUUAAACGUUUAGCACCAAAUGUCGCAGAAGUCUCAGAAGAAUUUCAUAGUUUGGCUAUAAAAUUUGAAGAAUGUGGUUUAUAUCAAUAUUCUGGGAUGUGUUUCCUUGGGGCUGCAAAAUGUCAGAAAUCUUUAGCAAAUGAUGUAUGCGAGAUUGAUUAUUAUUUAAAAUCCGCCAGAGCAUUUGUAAAAGCAAAUGAAGAAGAAAAAAGUUUGGAACUCAAAUCUAAUCAAAAUGAAUACCUAGAAGGUGCAAUGAAAUCUUACAAUAAUGCAUUAGCUAAAUUAAGUGAAAAUUCAGUAAUGAAAGCAGCAAUAAUUCGUGAAAUGAAAACACUAUUUCCAACAUAUGAAGAUAUAAGUAAUUUUUCAUCACCAUGUCAUAGAUUUCAUGAUUUAGAAACAUCUGCAUCAGAAUGUAUUAAGAAUUAUAAUUAUUUAUUAGCAUUAGAAAAAUUAACAGAUAUAUUUGAUAAUAUAAAUGAACGGAAAAAGGAGCAUUUAUAUGAAGAACUUUUGUCACGUAUUGAAGUUUCACGAUUAUUAUUAUUAAUUAUAUUAAAUUUACCACCUGCUAGGCAAUCACCAUCACAUAUUAAAAUAUUAGAAAAAUUUGUUUCAAUUAAUACAUUAGAUCAGCAAACAUAUUUGAAUAUUCCAGAUAAAAUAUAUAAAAUAAUGAAGAAUUUAGUAUUAUCUUGGUCUGAAAAUAAUAUGGAAUGUAUGUUAGUUGCCUUAAAUGAACUUUCAAAUUGCAUAUGGAUAACACUGGAUCAUAGGAUGUUAAUUGAUUAUUUAAUUGAGAAAUGCAGUUUUUAAGUUAUACUAACAACAGAAUAUAAAAGCUUUAAUUUUAUAUUAAUAAUAACUUAGUAAUCUAUUUCCAUACAGGAAUCUAUUGAAGAAAUUUAACUUAAGACACCUGUUUUAUUGUUUAAAAAUUCAUUCUAUUAAA